This is a messenger RNA of Entrophospora sp. SA101, 159 nucleotides long. Lineage: Eukaryota; Fungi; Glomeromycota; Glomeromycetes; Entrophosporales; Entrophosporaceae. The record is from the annotation of a GenBank genome assembly.
AUGUCUGAAAAAGAUUUUACAGAUGAGGAGCAAAGUGCAGCUGCAUCGGUUCUUAUUAGCCAGCAAGAUCCAAUGAUCAACAUAUCUUGGAAAUUAGUUGUGGCGACUAUCAGGAAAAUUGUAAAACCAGGUUCAAAGGCUAUUCUGGAACCUUUUUGA